Molecule: messenger RNA, 1293 nt
Organism: Salvia miltiorrhiza (redroot sage)
Lineage: Eukaryota; Viridiplantae; Streptophyta; Magnoliopsida; Lamiales; Lamiaceae
Product: CAAX prenyl protease 2
Exons: 8
Coding region: 72-1070 (332 amino acids)
Biological process (GO): CAAX-box protein processing
Cellular component (GO): endoplasmic reticulum membrane
Molecular function (GO): metalloendopeptidase activity
Source: RefSeq, a predicted model, not a curated record
UAGUCACUCUCUACAAGUCAACUCUCAGUCACUGCGUGCAACUGAAGCACCUAUACAUACACCGACUUUGUAUGUAUGCACUGUUGUAUAUGAAUAUGAUCGACUAUAAUAAUCCGGCGCCACUGGAACGGCAAGAUGCCGGCGCCGGCGUUACGAAGAUGGCGGCGGUGGCAGCGUGCAUCGGCAUGGCUGUGUUCUACGUUGCAAUUUUAUAUUCUCCAACGCUGAUUCUUCGAUUGCCCCCGCCCAAUUCCUCUAAUUCCUUUCUCACACGACGGUUCUUAUGCGCUGCCGUAUCUUCAAUCGUCUCUAUGAUCGUAGCCUUCCUGAUUCUCCCCAUAACAGGGUUGGAUGCAUCAAAUCUGCUCGGUGUGUAUGGCAUCAGAAUGGAUCACAUUUGGCAAGCUCUGGCCUACCCGCUUUCACUGACUGCACUGAUGUACUCUGGUUCCUUUGCCUUGAAGCUUUUAUCUAUGCUUCAAACUAGCAAAGAAUAUUUGGAUAGUGGUGGAGAUCUGUCAGUUGCAUGUAUAAGGAGCAUUUUCUUGAAGAUAAUUGAUGGGGUAGUUUCAACAGCUUCCUGCAUGUCAUCCUGGCGUAACUAUUUUGUGGCACCACUUACAGAAGAGUUGGUUUUCAGAGCGUGUAUGAUUCCCUUGCUUUUGUGUGGAGGAUUCAGUACCUAUACUGCUAUAUUUCUCUGUCCAGUAUUUUUCAGUUUAGCUCAUCUGAACCACUUACUGGAGUUCUAUCUCCAAAGGAACUGCAGCUUGCUCAAAGCCUGUCAAGUUGUAGGAUUCCAGUUAGUAUACACUGUCAUUUUUGGGGCAUAUGCAUCAUUUCUUCUUGUUCGUACUGGGCAUUUAACCGCUCCACUAGUUGCUCAUAUGUUUUGCAACUUUAUGGGCUUACCUGUGAUAUUUUCUGGGAGAUCUGGAAUGGUGAGUCUGGUAUUUGUAAUUGGGGUGGUCAGUUUCAGCAGGAUGCUUUUCCCUUUGACGAACCCGCAUUUGUACAACAACAAAACAGACAAUUGCAGCUGUUGCCAUAGAUAUUGCAGUUGGAGCUAACAAAAUUUUGCAAGAAGCUGCUGCUGUGCCGAGGAUUGUCAAAGUUUGCUAGCUAUUAGCUAUAUUUUGCCUCUAUCUAUAGGCCUCCUCCUCUAACAUAUAUGAAUGUGUAUUUAUCUAUACCCAUCUUCUUAGAGCUUACAAUGGCCAUCCGAUUGUAAUAUUAAAUUUGAUAUGGUGGGAUUUUUUUAGUAAAUUAAUGAGAAUUGUAGUCAAGAAGAAA